Venturia canescens is the source of this 3328-nucleotide messenger RNA. It is a transcript of the gene Sobp, whose product is annotated as Sine oculis-binding protein. Gene Ontology annotation, cellular component: nucleus. Lineage: Eukaryota; Metazoa; Arthropoda; Insecta; Hymenoptera; Ichneumonidae. The record is from RefSeq and is a predicted model, not a curated record. The coding region runs from base 887 to 3061 and encodes 724 amino acids. Gene Ontology annotation, biological process: animal organ development. The transcript is spliced from 4 exons.
GUGGAUGACUCGCGGAAGAGCCCGCGCUUUAGUUAGUAUCGAGUGAGCUUUCGCACGAGCAUGACGGAAGAAGAAGGGUGCGCGCUAUCAUCUUCUACGUCUAUUUCAUAUUGUGAGUCGCUCUACUCGCGACGUGUUCGUUCAACAUCGUAAUUCAUCGGGACUGGCGGGAACAACGUGUUCGAUUCACAUGCAAUGAAAAAAAGUCAAAGUUUUUAAGAAAUCGAAAAAGGGCAUGAGUUUUUGUUGUUUAAAAAUUCCAAGUUACUUGCGUAGAAAAUAAACGUUCCAAAUAAAUAAUUCGUGAAGGAACAGAUUUCGUGAAAAAAACAUGCUCAUGGUUAAUUGGUGUUCAGCGCAAAUAGUCGCGUUCGCCAAUACGUCCGAAGGCAUUUUAUAAAUGUGGGAUAUAGAAGUCGCGUGCAAGAUGCACCCUUGACUCAGUUCGGGCUCGAUGAUUAAACGGGACGUUACACACUUUUAUCACUGAUUUUGCACUUGGUGCUCCGAAUGUCCGCAUUUGCUUUAUUUGCGCGCCAAUCGGUGUGAAUGACAUUGGAAAAAAUGACAGUUUGGAAUCGACUAUUUUUUCCUAGAGUCUAAACGUGUUUCUCCGUGUUAUUUUUAUACGAGAACGAAAGAAGAUCGGAAGUUAUGGAUAGUUGGUGGAAUCCACGGACUCUUCCACGGAUUGGCCAACCGAACCAGAGCGGUGCUUUCCGUUUAACGAAAAAUCUCGAAACAAUUGCGUUCGACAAAUAAUCAAGCGUUUUGAUCCGAGUGAAACUCAUUAUUUAUUCCGGGGAAUAAUAUUUAUCUAACAUAUCGAGAUGAUGAUCGAGUGAUGGUGCGAAUUUUGCCAUUUCGUUUGUGAUCGUAAAACGUGAUGAGCAGUAAGCCCUCGUUGCCCAAUCUUCGAGGGAAUACUGCCCGUAAAAGCACGGCAGCAAUACAGCUCGGUUCAUCGAGCAGCGAAAACACUGAUAAAAGUGUUGCGGUACCCAAGAUCAAGAAGGAAGUACCCGAGGACGAGAUAAAAGAAUAUGCGGCUACUGCAAUGAGCGAACUUCUUGGUUGGUACGGGUACGAAAAGGUCGACAGCGGUUGCACGAGAGGCUUAAAUUUGGACCACUUUGGAAAGACGGUUAAUUCACGUCGUCAUAGCGCUCACAAUCGUCGUCGAGAAAUCAUAACACCGUUGAACGUGAAUGAUGCUGCGACCACAUCAUCGACGUCGCCGAACGAUCGGUCGAAAGGCUCGUUGAGAUCGCCGAUCUCAUGUCGCGCAUCGAGAUCCUCGCCUACCGCUGGAUCCCUCGGCUCGACCAAAGAUAACGGCAGCCUCGGAGGAGGACAUCGCCCGUCCUCACGCUCUUCGUCCUUACAGACUGGACCCGGAAGCCCCCGGGUACUCGACAACAGCGACUCUGCUUCGGACACUGCUGAUGGUGCAACGAACUGUUCGUGGUGUGGUCGAGCCAGUGGAACCUGGGAACCGGGGAAUGGCUCACUCUCGUUCACCCUGACAGGUGAAAACUCGGGACGGUUCUGCAGCGAGGCUUGUUUCGCCGCAGGAAGACGAGCGGCCUUCAAGAGAGCGAGAACCUGUGAUUGGUGCAAGCACGUUCGUCAUUCAGUUAGCUACGUUGAUUUCCAGGAUGGCGAGAGUCAACUGCAAUUUUGCAGUGACAAGUGUUUGAACCAAUACAAAAUGAAUAUCUUUUGUCGGGAGACCCAAGCCCAUUUGGGACUCCACAAUGUCCCAACGUUGCCAUGGUCCUCGAGUAAUCCAUCGACUUGUGCAGCAGGUCUGAUAACCCCGGAAUUAUGGUUACGGGAUUGUCGUUCACCACCACCGAGUCCGGAUGAGGAGAAUGUGAUUGUAGACGGUGACGAAGACGAUGGAGAUGAGGAGGAUGAAGGGGAGAUCGGGAAAAUCGAAAAAACGCGGUCUUCCAUCCAAGCCGUCCAAGGUUGUCCGAUCGGUGAGCCACGAAUUUUGACAUCGGGGCUGUCGUCGCUCGAUAGAAGCAUUCACGAGUCUAAAUUCGGCUCGAUAACGCCGAAAAUGUUGGAAGAAUCGGAAGAGAAGAAAGAAGCUGAAGCUCACGACGAAAGACUGCGAUUCGAAAUGAACGAAGCUAUAAAAGAGUCCCUACUCGAGGAAGAGCACAGAUGCCGCGCUCUCAAACUCGAGCAAACCAGCAGAAACAGCAGUCACGAACCAACAAGGUCGAGUGACUUGCCCGAGAUCGAUAAUCCAUCGAUCAGCCCGUUGAACAAUGACUCCAUCGUAGAACAGGUUGAAAAGCGUAAAGAAACCGUUUUACUUCUCAAAGACGUGAAUAAAUUACUCGCGAGUAACCCGACUCGCGGUCAUCCGAAGCAACGAAGAAUUUCAAGAUCACCGCCGUGGCAUCCACCGGAACAUUUGCGCCCAUCCUCAUCCAUCAAUUCCACCGACACUAGGUACCAUUCGCGUUUUACUUCAGCGUCUUCGCGACCGCUUCCUCGUCAGCGUCCUCUUCAUCGACCGAGCAACACCAAUCCAAUGUCCUUUCAUUCUGUCGCGUCUGAAAUUCAUCAAAAGCAUAACGAUGCCACGUCAACGCUACUGCCACCCGUAACCAUCCUCGUUCCUUAUCCCAUUCCCAUUCCCAUUCCUAUUCCAAUUCCUAUACCGAUUCCUCCGUUUGGUAAAUUCUUCUGUGAUUAUCAGGCAGACCGGAAAAACUCUACAUCCACGAGGCCAACGGAUCCUGGAACACUGCCAGAGGACCUAUCGCAACGUCGUAACAAAAUUGAAGUCCAUGACGUAAUUGAAAAAUCCGAUCUUAUCUCAACGUCCCAAAAAUUUUCAUCGAGCAGAAAUUCACCAGAACCCAGUUGUUCUUCUCGCAACACCGAUAAUCAACGCGAUUUCAUUUCACUUGACAAAUCCAGCCUCGAAACGAUGAACGCCUCGAGACCUCUCAGAAAACGCAGACGUAUCAAUGAAAACGGCACCGGAGACACGGAAAUUCAUGUUGACAAACGAAGGACGAAGUUUGUGCCCGUUUGACCAUUUUUUUGGUCUCCCAUCCGUCCCCCCACUUUCUUUUAUCGUUGCUCUUCGAAAUGGUGCUACAUUGUAUAUUUCUAGUUUUUUUUUCUCAUUCUGUUCGUUAUUGUUAAGCUUCGACGAAGAACAAUCAGAACCGUAAAUGUCAAUCGAACCCGCUGAAACAAAAAGGGUGCAAAUGUGUUUAGGUCGUACGUGCAAAUCAAAUUUUUAGGAUUAUACAAUGUUUUACUAUGAAUAAUAGAUAAAUAUUCGUCUCUCGCUUUU